AUCCCGUUCUCACUCUCCUUCCUUUUCCACAACCCAAUACACCAAACCGCGUCUACACACAUCCCUCUUCCUUCUUCUUCACACAUACAACUCACACCACACACACACCAACACCAUGAAACAACCCCUUCAAUGGCGGACCUCAUCUUCUCUCUCCUCUCUCUAACCCUCUCUCUCCUCCUCCUCACCCCUUCCAUUUCCUCACUCCCAACAGUCUCCAUCUCCCACAUCACCCCAAACCAAACCCUCAUCUGCGCCUUAACCAAAUCCCAAAACCAAACCCAAACCCACCUCAACUGCACCACCAACGGAACCCCAUCAGCUCCAUUAACUGACAGCACCCGGUUUCAGCUAGUCGGUAUCGUGGGCGGAUACCGCUUCGUUUGCGGAGUAAGCUCACCAUCAACCUUGACGCUUACUUCGUUUCUUGUUUGCUGGAGGUUUCCAGCAAACGGAAACGGAACUGUGGUCUACAAGAGACUCUACCUUGGUUCGGCCUUUAGAGAAAUUGAUUCCGGUGAUUCACAUGUUUGUGGGAUUGUUGGUACCACUAACCAGCUCAUUUGCUGGCAGUGGGAUCAGUUUAAUGAUGAUUUUGUACUCAACCAGACACGGUUUAGCUCGGAUGUUUCCGUUGGAAACAAUUUCGUAUGUGGGUUGUCUGAUGUUGGACAAAUAGUGUGUGCUGGAGGUAACAAUAUUGGCAAUGUUCCGGCUGGGAGUCAUAAUGCUCUCUCUGUUGGAUAUAACCGUGGUUGUUCGGUUAAUUCGGGUAAUGGGAGCUUGGAUUGUUGGGGGGAGAGUAUGAAUAUGUUUGGGAAACCGGAUGGUGUGUUUAAAUCGGUUUCGGUCGGUGAUAAUCGGUUUUGUGCGAUUAGAGGUAAUGGAACUGUUGUCUGUUGGGGCGAAAAUGGUUUCCAGUUGCCCGAAUAUCUGCAGCGUGUUCCGUUUGAGGGGUUGCAGGUGAAUCGCGGUGUUUUUUGUGGGAUUUUGACUUCGAAUUAUUCGUUAUAUUGUUGGGGGAAUGAGUCUUUGAGUUCGUUUGUAUUCGCGGAUGUGGUUCCUGGUUUAUGUACAACAAAUUGUUCGUGUGGUCCGAUCCCGAACUAUGCGACAUUUUGCACGGGCGAGUUGAUGAUUUGUAAGCCGUGUGAAUACAAUCAACCUCCGCCUCCACCGGAGUCAGUAGCAUCGCCAACACCACCAGUAGACCGAAAUGCUGGUUGGAGUGACAAAAUGGUGGCAUUUGUGGUGGUCGGGUCAGUAGGUUCAUUGUCAUUUUUGGUAGUUAUAUGCUUUCUAAUCUUUAGAUUUUGCAAAUCGAGUGGCGGUAGUCGAGUUCACGAUUCUGGACCGAUGGAAGAUGACCAAAUCGCUUCACAGAUUCAAUCCGCGAAUCGUGUUCUUGUGAAGAAAUUAAGUCACUUAAUCAGUAUGGGAACUGGGGGUCAUUUGGAAGAAUUCACAUUACAAACGAUCAUUAACGCAACGAAUAAUUUCUCCGAAGAUAACCGAAUAGGAGUUGGAAGUUUCGGUUCGGUCUACCACGGGUCACUUGCCAAUGGUCGAAAAGUAGCGGUUAAGCGAGCUGAAUUAACAAGCUCGUCAUCGUAUCCUGGUGGCAAGCAUAAACAGCAAGAAGACACGGACAACGCGUUUGUAAACGAGCUCGAGUUUUUAUCGCGGGUUAAUCACAAAAACUUGGUCCGGUUACUCGGGUUUUGUGAGGAAGAAACCGAACUUGUUUUAGUAUACGAGUAUAUGGAAAACGGUAGCCUUCACAGCCAUCUACACAGUUUAUACAGCUCGUAUAUAAUGUCGUGGCCCGCACGGAUCAAAGUCGCUCUGGAUGCGGCUCGUGGGCUUGAGUAUCUUCACAUCUACGCUGACCCGCCGAUCAUACACCGUGAUAUCAAGUCAUCAAAUAUAUUGCUUGAUGACGAAUGGACGGGAAAGGUGUCAGAUUUUGGGUUAUCGUUGUUGGGCCCACCAGACAACACGUCACACCUUUCAUUACGUGCCGCAGGCACGGUUGGUUACAUGGACCCUGAGUACUAUAAGUUUGAGCAGUUAACUGCUAAAAGCGACGUUUAUAGUUUUGGAGUGGUGUUACUAGAACUUUUGUCAGGGCAUCGCGCGAUUCAUAAAAAUGAAUCUGGAGAGAGAAGGAAUGUGGUUGACUCGGUUGUACCGUACAUUGUGCAUGAUGACAUACACCGGAUUUUGGACCCUAAAGUCCCUCCUCCAACACCGUUCGAAAUAGAAGCUGUAAAAUAUGUUGGAUAUCUAGCGGUUGAUUGUGUAACUUUUGAGGGAAAAUGUCGUCCGACGAUGAGUGAAGUUGUUAUGUGCUUAGAGAGGGCGUUGUCGGCUUGUCUAGCGAUCCCGUCUUUCUCUCAUAGCUCGAAUAGUUCGGGGUGACCGAUAUCGAUUUAAGUAAUUGUAAAGAUUAUUAUACAAAUCUUGUUGUAUACAUUGCUUAGAUUGUAGAUGGUUUUUACAUUGUUGAUAUGAUUAUUUUACAUUUUUUUUGUAAUAAUAUUCAUUGUUUUAUGAA
This is a messenger RNA of Helianthus annuus (common sunflower), 2557 nucleotides long. Its product is annotated as serine/threonine-protein kinase-like protein CCR4. The transcript has a single exon. The coding region runs from base 133 to 2421 and encodes 762 amino acids. The record is from RefSeq and is a predicted model, not a curated record. Gene Ontology annotation, molecular function: ATP binding; protein serine/threonine kinase activity. Gene Ontology annotation, biological process: protein phosphorylation. NCBI's taxonomy places the organism in Eukaryota, Viridiplantae, Streptophyta, Magnoliopsida, Asterales, Asteraceae.